Molecule: messenger RNA, 324 nt
Organism: Mucor velutinosus
Lineage: Eukaryota; Fungi; Mucoromycota; Mucoromycetes; Mucorales; Mucoraceae
Exons: 2
Coding region: 1-324 (107 amino acids)
Source: RefSeq, a predicted model, not a curated record
AUGGGCAAAGCAAAGAGAGAAUCAAGCAUCAAGAAAACACCAUAUACCCGAAACAAUUCAACAAAGCCCAAAGACAAAAAGGCAAUUGUCAAGAACAAAAAGCCCUUGACUAAAUCCGAGAAAUUAAAGAACGCCGACAUCACUGAGGAUUUGGAUAAUUUGAUGGAUGAUCUUACACAGCACCUCGCACCAAAGAAGAAAAAGGCCAUCAAGAUCAAGAACGACAGCAUGGACGAUACAUCCAAACUAGAAGAGGAGCAACGCCGUUACGAGAAAACACAGACUGACAUGGAUGAUGCAUUGGGUUUAUUGACUAGACUAUAG